CGCCUCAUUUGCUAACAAUCGCUUUUAGUUGGAUCGCUUGCCGGCUCUACACUUCAGUUACGUUUUAAAGCGCGAGUCGAUCGUUUGCUUCGAGUGAGCGGGUGCAAAAUAAAAGUUUUAAUUGGAAUACACGACAGUAAAUAAAACACGAUGAAGUCCUUUUCGCUGUUCGCCGCUUUGUUGUUGCUCUUCGCUGCAUUCGCGACGCUGACACAAGCCUCGUUCUGCCCCUGCGAUCUCACGCAGAAGGGACAAAUAUGCGGCUCCAACGGCAUUACCUACAAGAAUCGCUGCGAGUUCGAGUGCACGCAGAAGGACUACAAAAAGCUGGGACGCACGCUGAACAUUGCGAAGACGGGCCCAUGCUAAGCGUCACUUAAUUGCGAUUGGCAGCGUGGGGGAGUUGCGCCACAACGACAGGCAGUUGGUUACAAGCGUAAAUGGCAACUGUCAAUGAGAGAGAGGUGGAGCGAGAGAGGAAGGAGUGCUGGGUGCGAAUGUGGUUUGUUGUGCGGCGGCGGAAGGAAGUCUACAGGAAGCAUUGGUGUUUUAACGGGAAAUUGAGUGAAAGCAAGGUGUACGCUACGCCACACUAAAGUAAUAUUAUACGUAAUAUUGCACACAUAUAUACUAUACAUGUAGAUUUAAGUUUAAAAUCCUGAGAUUUCCAGCACUUUUCGUGUUUAUAUUAUCAAUUAUUAAAAUGAAUUAAUAAAUAAUAAGCUGUUCGGCUGAAAUUAAAUUUA
Zeugodacus cucurbitae (melon fly) is the source of this 746-nucleotide messenger RNA. Its product is annotated as agrin-like. The record is from RefSeq and is a predicted model, not a curated record. Gene Ontology annotation, molecular function: protein binding. Bases 151 to 369 code for a protein of 72 amino acids. The transcript has a single exon. NCBI's taxonomy places the organism in Eukaryota, Metazoa, Arthropoda, Insecta, Diptera, Tephritidae.